AUGGCGGGUAACAGCAUUCACUUUGCCAUGCGACUUCUCGAAGCCGCCGGCAUAUCGGAACCAGAAAACGGCUCUGUUCGCGGCAUCGCCCUUGGUGUAGCUACAUUCUCUUGUGGAAUCCAUGCUUUCUCGAGACGCGGGGGAAUUUUACUCAACAAUAUCCUCGCCGUCAUCAAAAUCAUGAUCAUGCUUCUCAUCAUUGUAGCGACGAUUGUCGUUGGUGCAGGAGGAUUCCCAGGUGCCAAGAAUGUCUUUGGCGAAAACACUUCGCCCAAGAAUUCUUUCAAAAGUGCGUCGAACGAUGCCAACAGCUACGCUCAAGCAUUUCUAGCUAUCAUUUUCAGCUUCUCUGGCUUCGAGCAGCCCAACUACGUUCUUGGGGAAAUUAGUAGGCCGAAGAAAAAGUUUCCUGUCGCCAUGGGUGCCGGUGUUGGCACCGUUGUGACACUUUACCUUGCGGUGAAUAUUUGCUAUAUGGUCGUUGUCCCAAAAGAGGACCAGAUCAACGAAAAUGUUGCACAAAAGUUCUUCGAACUGACAUUUGGGACACUUGGCUCAGCGAGCGACACCGGGGCCCGGAUCUUCAACGCCUUUCUUGCCAUCUCAUCUUUAGGCAACAUCAUCGUCAUGACAUACACAGCCGCCAGGGUUAAGCAGGAGAUUGCGAAAGAAGGAAUGCUUCCGUGGCCCAAGUUCUUUGCACAAAACACGGAUAUGAGCAUCGGCCGUGUACUGCGCUGGUUCCAGAGGAAGGGGUGGUUUUCAUCGAUUCUUCGACUGAAGUGGCUUUCGCCAGAGCAUCACAGCGAGAAAACCCCCGUUGGAGCCUUGCUUCUGCACUUCGUCAGCUGUACCAUACUCAUAUUCGCGACCUACAAUAUGAGCCCAAAAGAUGCCUACACCCUGCUCACAUCCCUGAGCGCCUAUGUCAUCAAUGCCUUCAUCGGGACGUUCCUGGGGCUUGGCAUCCUCAUCUUGCGAUUCCGCGGACCUCCGACUACCCUUAACGACGACGACGCUUCGACAUUUGGGAAAGAUCCGCGGCCGUUGCCGCGUACUUGGGCCGAGAUGACUGGAAAGCGUUUCCGUCCCUUAUUGUCCGUCUUUUGCGCUUUCGUCUACAUGUGCGGUGGGCUUUACCCGGUGAUCACCAACUGGAUUCCUCCUUCGAAGUACCUAUCUACGCAGCUGAAUCCCUGGUGGGUGAUUCCCACGGUCUCAUGGAUCAUCAUCGGUCUAGGUGUUGCUUGGUUCAUCGGCUUCAUUCUUGUCGCUCGUUAUAUUGAGAGGAAGGAUCAUAGAGUAUUUGUAGUAGAGAAGAAGCCGGAAUUCGAGCAGGCAGACAGUAGCGGCCGGGGCUCGACGGAAAUUGGGCCCGAUCUUAUACAGGUCCACGAGACUGUCUAUCUGAGCUGGGUUGGAAGGGAAGCGCUUCGUGCCCGGCGUCCGGUGUUUGACGACUCCAGACAAACCAAUGCCGAUAUGAGGGAAACACCAGUGUCCCCUUUCGCCGGGACUGAUUUUGCUGCAUUCAUGCAGCAGUCACCAGGAAGAGAAGGGCAUUGGUGA
Molecule: messenger RNA, 1569 nt
Organism: Colletotrichum fioriniae
Lineage: Eukaryota; Fungi; Ascomycota; Sordariomycetes; Glomerellales; Glomerellaceae
Source: RefSeq, a predicted model, not a curated record